This is a messenger RNA of Plasmodium relictum, 2625 nucleotides long. RefSeq names its product conserved Plasmodium protein, unknown function. The coding region runs from base 1 to 2625 and encodes 874 amino acids. The record is from RefSeq and is a predicted model, not a curated record. The transcript has a single exon. NCBI's taxonomy places the organism in Eukaryota, Apicomplexa, Aconoidasida, Haemosporida, Plasmodiidae.
AUGAUGGGAAAUAAUAAAGAAAAGGAAGAAGGAUAUGAAGAAAAAUAUGAAGAAAAAUGUAAAGAAAAAUGUGAAGAAAAAUGUGAAGAAAAAUGUAAAGAAAAAUGUGAAGAAAAAUGUGAAGAAAAAUGUGAAGAAAAAUAUAAAGAAAUAUGUGAAGAAAAAUAUAAAGAAAAAUGUGAAGAAAAAUAUGAAGAAAAAUAUAAAGAAAAAUAUGAAGAAAAGUGUGAAGAAAAAUGUGAAGAAAAAUGUGCAGAAACACAUGAAGAAAGAGAAGAGAACAAGGUAGAGAAAAAAGAUGGAAAGUUGGAAAUAAAUGCAUUUAGAAAUAUAAAUUUAAAAAUUGAGGCAUAUGGAAAGGGUGAUUAUAGAUUAUUAAGAUAUUUACCAGAUGGUUCUUGUGUUUUCGAGGAAAUACCAAAUGAAGAAAAUAAAAAUAAUUUACAGCAAUAUGCUCAAGUGUUUUACUCAGCAAUGGAUAAAAUGAAUCAAUUAAAAAGUAAAGAUGAUAAUAUGAAAAAUAACAAAGAAUGGAACAAAGGAGAGGAAUAUAGAAUACUGGUAGAAAAUGAAUUAAAAGAGUUGAUGAUUUUAUUCGAUAUGAUAUUGGGAACUCUUAAUUAUGAUAAAGGGAGAAAAUAUUUAUCUCUCAAUAAGUGCUCUUAUUAUAAAGAUUCAAAAGAAAAUAAGCAGGAAAUAUGUAUAGCUAUAAAUAGUAGAAAGCAACUUUUAGAAAAAUUAAGAAAUUUAUGUAAAAAAACGAAAAUUGAAAUAAAUUCAAUUAAUGGUAUAAUUACACAAAAGUAUUAUCUAUGUUUCUUAAGUCAACUAAUUAAAUAUUGGAAAAUAUUAAAUAAAAAAUAUGCAGAAAUAGAUUAUAUGCAACUUGAUAGUAAUUUCCCUUACAUGACUCAAAUUUCUAUAGAAUUUUAUUUUUUACCUUCUGUUUUUUGGCAACUUUCUUCGAAUCCAAUAUUUUUAUCAUGGCCACCUCAUCCCUCUUUUUCUCCUUUUAAAUCGCAAUAUGCACAUAUUACAUUUUCAUUAAAUAAUUUAGAAAAAGAAAGCGAUAUCAAAAUAUGUGAAAACAGUUCAAAAAAAACAGAAGAAAAUACUUUAAAACACAAUGCAAAGGGAAUUGAAGAGCAACAAAAUAUAAUCACUCAUAGUAAGGAUAAGGGUGGUAAUUUAAAUGAAGAGGAUGAAAAAUCAAAAAAAAUAUAUAAUGAAACAAAAGAAGUAGAUGAUACAAUAAAAGAAGACACAAACUUUAAUAAAUAUAACGAUAAUGAUACUAAUAAUGGAUAUGAUAAUAAGAUUGAUGUUGACAAAAUGAUACAAAAAGAGGUGAAUGAUAUAUCAAGUACUGGUGAAAAAGAUAUGCAUCUUUUAAAUAUAAAAAAUGUACAAAAUUGCAAUAUAAUUUUAAAUAAUUCUAAUAAUUUAAAUGAUGAUUCUAAUGGAUUACCUAAAAAAAAUAUAGAAGAAAAUACAGAAAGUAGGAAAACUCAUAAUAAUAGCAAUAGCAUGGAAAAUUACGAAGAAAAAGAAGAAUUAAACAAAAGCAGUUACAUAGGAAGUAAAGAAAAUUAUUAUUUUAAUGACUUAAAAAUUAAAGAGGAAGAACUAAAAAUGUUCAGUUUGCUAGACAAUAAAAGUACUGUAUCUGUACAAUUUGAAGGAAUAGCUGCUUAUUUAAUUGAAAAUAAUUACUUUAUUCAAUUUGAUUUAUUUCCUUUGAAUGCAAAAUUAAAAAAAAAUUUGAGUACAAAAAAUAAAAAGUGGGAACAUAUUUUCCCAAAAAAAACAAUUCCAAAAAAUAUAAUUUUUGAGCAAGCUAAAAAAGUUCAUGAAAAAUUAACAAGAGCUCAAUGGGUAUUAAUAGAUAAAUCUAUUUUUUGUAUUUUAGCUGAACAGGCAAAUAAUUUAAAAGAUAAAAAUAAUGAAUUGGGAAUAAAUCUAGAUAAUGUACCAAAUAUGAAUAGAAAAAUAAAAAUUCAUUGUACACAAAUAAAUCAUAAAUCUAUUGAAUUUUUAAUUCACGAUAUUUUAAUUCCAUCUUCAUCCAAUAAAUUUGCCCCUAUUGAUUUUUCUUUUGUUAUUUUAUAUGAACCAAUUAAAAUGUACGAUGUAAAUAAUAACAAAAGUAACAAUGAUAACAGUGAUAAUUCACAAAAUAUUAAUAACGGUACAAAUAAUUCUUCUAAUAAUAAUGAUAAUAUAAAAAAUGAUUUUAAUAAUAAUAGUUAUGAUGAAAAAAAAAACAGGUUUAUGAUGUGUGAUUCUAUAAGAUUCAAUGAAUCAAACAAAGAUCACAUAGAUGAUAAUAAUAUUAAAAAAACAACAAAUAAUAGUUUAGAUAAAAAUAAUGAAAUUACACUAGAUUAUGAACUAAUACAGAUGUUUUUAAAUUUAGCUCUUUCCAAAGUAAGAGAUUUAUUUCUUUGUUCAUGGAAAUAUUUCUCUUUUGAAAUUCCCUUUUAUUCAGCUGAUAUACAUCCAAUUAUUUACCAAAAUAUGUUUCCUGAUUAUCGUUCAGAUACAUUAAUUAAAAACUUUUUUUGUUGGCUUAUUAAAUCAAUGAACACAUAUUUACGUGUAAAUGAAGAAAUUAUAAUACAAUAA